AAGAUUACUCUCGUCCAGCAGUGCAACGAAAUGCCAUGUCCGGCAGAAUGGAAGGGUCUACCUUGGUCUGAGUGUUCCAGAACAUGUGGCGGGGGUUUCAUGACAAGGGAGCUUGAGUGCAUACGGACAGACGAGGCUGGUCAUAUCGUACCAGCUGCUAGAGAACUAUGUCGUCAUGCCAUGAAACCAGUCACUGAGGCUGUUUGCAACACAGACAAACACUGCGAUCCUCCUCCGGAAAUUCAAGUGGCAUGUUUCUACGGUGCUGAUAAUCUUCAAGAAGUACUCCAUGAUUUUACCGAUGAAAUUGAAUGGGACAACACAAAUGCAGUUGUCAAGAAGUGCGCGAGAUUGGCUCAUGAAAAAGAUUACAAGCUUUUUGCCAUGGGUCAAAGUGGCCUAUGUCUAUCUGGACCAGACACUACUGACAGAUAUUACGUCGGUGGAACUGAUGGAUCGAAGUGUAAAGAUGGUAUUGGCAUGGGAAACAGCAUGUUUGUGUACACGCUAGAGCCUCUUCCAAGCAUUCAACCAAUUGGAUGUUACCAUGACAAAUAUGAUGAUCGUGCUCUGCCCGUAGAUUACGCUAAUUUCCGAUCACAGAUUAUUUGGACAAGAAUGAAUCUGACGGUAAACCAGUGCGCACAGGUGGCUUUUGACAAAGGGUAUGAAUACUUUAGUGUUCAGUUCUACGGAGAGUGCUUCGGCGGAGAGGAUGCUGGGACAAUGUACUCCAAAUAUGGAAAAAGCGGUAACUGUUGGGUAUUCAAUGAUCAAAACGGACAUGCAGUUGGAAGUGAUUUGACCAAUUUUGUCUAUCAAUUUCAACAGGUUGGUAUGCUGAAAAAAGCUAGAGUUAUCUGGGCUAAUUCUUCAGAAAUGUAA
Molecule: messenger RNA, 885 nt
Organism: Stylophora pistillata
Lineage: Eukaryota; Metazoa; Cnidaria; Anthozoa; Scleractinia; Pocilloporidae
Product: A disintegrin and metalloproteinase with thrombospondin motifs 16-like
Biological process (GO): extracellular matrix organization; proteolysis
Cellular component (GO): extracellular matrix
Molecular function (GO): metalloendopeptidase activity
Source: RefSeq, a predicted model, not a curated record